AUGGAGUUUGUUGUCGAUACAUUGCGCGAUAUCGUCAGCGUGGCUGAUGCGCCUGGCAUUCCGUGGCGCACGAUUGUGCUGGGGGCGUUGACGUUGCAGUAUGUGGUCGAAAUGUAUGUGGUGUGGCGACAGGCACAGAUGUACAGGAACACGUCGAUACCCACUGCGUUGGCACCGUUUUUGAAUGCAGCCGACUUUUCUGCGCGGCAGCGGACUAGUCAGGCGCAAGUGCGCAUGCAAAUGGUACACAAGACAGCCAGGUAUGCAUUAGACGUUGUGCGAGUGGCAUUCUUCGUGUACGCGUAUGCAUGGAAAUGGGGCGAUGCGCUGCUGGACAGGCUCCAUUGGUCACAUACAGAGCUGAAAGUGUCGCUCAUGUAUGCCGUUGUGCUGGCCCUCAUGCUCUUCCCACUGGAACCUGUGAUGGAAGCGUACGAAAAGUACACGAUCAAGCGGCACGACACGCCAGGCAUGCCACAAUGGCGCUCGUACCUCACAACUUACAUGAGCAUGGUGCCAUUUGCGUUGCUACUAGGGAUUCUGCUCACGAGUGUGUGCGUGAGCCUGGCGCGGCUCGUUGGGGAUGCGCUUCCGCUGUGUAUUCUGAUAGUGGGAUGGGUCGGCUCGACCAUAUCCCAAUUCAUGUGGCCACAGCUUAUUCGUCCCCUUGUCGAUCAGCCAUAUGUGCUUACGAGUGGCACGCUGUAUGAUCGAGUUCAUGCCGUCGCGCAGAAAGUGCAAUUCCCCUUGGAGCAUGUCUUUUUCGUCGAGAAUAGUUCGCAGCUUCACCAAAGUUGCGUGUACUUGGUGGGUCUCGGCACAAAGACCAAAUGUAUUGUCCUACGCGACAAACUUGCGGCAGAGGAUGAAAUGGAAGCGUUACUUGUGCGCGAGCUUGGACACUGGGCUUUGCGGCACACACGUGUGCUGACGGCCGUUUCAUUCGUGGACCACAUGCUCAAGGUGCUGCUAGUAGCACUGUUGAUUCAAAAUGCAUCGCUAUUUCGGGACUUUGGCUUCGACGUCGUCGCUGAGGCGGCUGUGCGUCCGGCCGCUCACGCUGUGGUGUCUGUGCCUUACAUGCCACUUCUUGUCGGCUGGCAUUUGUGUAGCCUGCUUCGCAAACCGAUUUGUGCACUUGUACAAUUUGGAUUGAAUCUAUACGUACACCACAUGGAACUUGCCGCCGACCGAUAUGCAGCGAUGAUGCAGCGCCCAAGUGCAACGCGGGCGGAGGAAGGCGCUCGCGAAGCUCUGCGGAAGCAAGAGGAUGUCGCCAAGCUAGACGAGACGUCUCGCGACUGGGCGACAAAGCUGUGUGCGUGGCCAGCGCCUAAGACCAGUGAAGCCUAUGCGCCCUUACUUGCUCGUGCCAUUGUGACUUUGGAGAUUCAGAAUCUCUUGUUUGCCUCGGCGCAUGAUGAUGCUUUGUACAGUGCCUACUACUAUGCAAGGCCAACGCCAUCACAAAGGCUCGUAGCAUUGCAGCAAUUGCGACAUAAGAGCAAGUAG
Malassezia globosa CBS 7966 is the source of this 1512-nucleotide messenger RNA. RefSeq lists its product as uncharacterized. The transcript is spliced from 2 exons. Gene Ontology annotation, biological process: CAAX-box protein processing. Bases 1 to 1512 code for a protein of 503 amino acids. Gene Ontology annotation, molecular function: metalloendopeptidase activity. NCBI's taxonomy places the organism in Eukaryota, Fungi, Basidiomycota, Malasseziomycetes, Malasseziales, Malasseziaceae. The record is from RefSeq and is a predicted model, not a curated record. Gene Ontology annotation, cellular component: endoplasmic reticulum membrane.